UCGUCUUCCUGAAAAUAAUUAAAACUUUCCUACAACCAAAGUGCCUAGCCAGCGAGGAGAGAGAGAGAGAGCGUGAAAACGAACAAACAUUUAGAGAGAGAGAGCGCAGAGAGAGAGACAGAGCAGAGAGAGAGAGACAGAGAGAGAGAGAGAGAGAGAGAGCGCAGAGAGAGAGACAGAGCAGAGAGAGAGACAGCGUAGUCGGCCUCGCCGUGGCCGAACGUCGUCGUCUAGGUCUCACUGUGCAAAAUUGGAUAAGACAUUCUUUUGCGGAAAACGGCGAUGGAUCAAUACUACUACGUACUAGGUUCCCUGGUGGCGUCCGUGAUGGCGAUGGGGCUGUUGUACAAUUUGCUCGCGAAGCGAAACGACCGGGGAGAAGGCAACGCCGCGGCCGACGCUGCUACCGCCACGACGACGACGACGACGGAAAUUAGCGGAGAAUGCAGAUCGAAGAACGACGCCGACGUCAUCAUUGUCGGCGCCGGCGUCGCCGGGGCCGCUCUCGCUCACACCCUCGGCAAGGAUGGGCGUCGUGUUCAUGUGAUUGAAAGAGACUUGACUGAGCCUGAUCGGAUUGUUGGAGAGCUGCUACAGCCCGGCGGCUAUCUCAAAUUAAUUGAGUUGGGACUGCAAGACUGCGUGGAGGAUAUUGACGCUCAGCGGGUGUUUGGGUAUGCUCUUUUCAAAGAUGGAAGGAACACACGACUCUCAUAUCCUCUGGAAAAGUUCCACUCGGAUGUGUCGGGAAGGAGCUUCCACAAUGGCCGCUUCAUCCAAAAAAUGAGGGAGAAGGCUGCAACCCUUACCAAUGUUCGAUUGGAGCAAGGAACAGUGACAUCUCUGCUUGAAGAAAAGGGCACCAUUAAAGGUGUUCAAUACAAGAACAAGAAUGGUGAAGAAGUAUCAGCAUAUGCACCUUUGACCAUUGUGUGUGAUGGCUGCUUUUCAAACUUGCGCAAAUCUCUUUGCAAACCAAAGGUGGACGUGCCGUCUUGUUUUGUUGGUUUGAUAUUGGAGAACUGCGAACUCCCAUAUGUAAAUCAUGGGCAUGUCAUUUUAGCAGACCCGUCUCCCAUCUUGUUUUACAAAAUCAGUAGCACAGAGAUUCGCUGUCUUGUUGAUGUACCCGGUCAAAAGGUCCCUUCUAUUUCAAACGGUGAAAUGGCCAAGUACUUGAAGACUAUGGUUGCUCCCCAGAUUCCCCCGCAGUUGCAAGAGAGCUUUAUUGCCGCUAUUGAUAAAGGAAACAUAAGGACCAUGCCGAACAGAAGCAUGCCGGCUGCUCCUCAUCCUACUCCUGGAGCCUUGUUGAUGGGUGACGCGUUCAACAUGCGCCACCCUUUAACUGGUGGAGGAAUGACUGUGGCACUAUCUGACAUUGUUGUGCUACGUGAUCUUCUUAGACCUCUGCUUGACCUGAAUGAUGCACCAACUCUUUGCAGAUAUCUUGAAUCCUUCUACACCUUGCGUAAGCCUGUAGCAUCCACAAUAAACACAUUGGCUGGUGCCUUGUACAAGGUAUUUUGUGCUUCACCUGAUCAAGCACUCAAGGAAAUGCGGCAGGCAUGCUUUGAUUAUUUGAGCCUCGGCGGUGUUUGUUCCACAGGACCAGUUUCUCUACUCUCGGGCCUCAACCCUCGCCCAUUGAGCUUGGUUGUCCAUUUCUUUGCUGUGGCUAUAUAUGGCGUCGGUCGCUUGUUAUUACCUUUUCCCUCUCCCAAACGUAUGUGGAUUGGAGCCAGAUUGAUUUCGGGUGCAUCAGGAAUCAUCUUACCAAUCAUUAAGGCAGAAGGCGUGCGACAGAUGUUUUUCCCUGCCACUGUUCCUGCUUAUUACAGAGCUCCUCCGGUGAAUUAAGAUUGUGAAAGCUGAAUGAUGAAGGAAAAUCAAACAUUGUAAUUGUACAAAAUUUUGGGUCGUUCAAAAUUCAGUGACUAACGUUAAUCGCUUUGUUGAACAGUUGUAAUAUUUCAUUCACAUCUUUUUGGUUUUAGGCGUUCAUUUUAAUGUGUGAUAACAUCUCUCAUGAAUAAAAUUGCAUAUAUUGCCUUCUCUUCUA
Molecule: messenger RNA, 2062 nt
Organism: Rhododendron vialii
Lineage: Eukaryota; Viridiplantae; Streptophyta; Magnoliopsida; Ericales; Ericaceae
Product: squalene monooxygenase SE2-like
Exons: 8
Coding region: 283-1860 (525 amino acids)
Biological process (GO): sterol biosynthetic process
Cellular component (GO): membrane; endoplasmic reticulum
Molecular function (GO): squalene monooxygenase activity; flavin adenine dinucleotide binding
Source: RefSeq, a predicted model, not a curated record